This is a messenger RNA of Gamsiella multidivaricata, 835 nucleotides long. RefSeq lists its product as uncharacterized. The coding region runs from base 258 to 602 and encodes 114 amino acids. The record is from RefSeq and is a predicted model, not a curated record. The transcript has a single exon. NCBI's taxonomy places the organism in Eukaryota, Fungi, Mortierellomycota, Mortierellomycetes, Mortierellales, Mortierellaceae.
CGGGAAUAAAAAUAAUCAGCUACGCAGGGACCAACCAAAGGGAGGGAAAGGAAGGAAGGAGGGAAGGAGGGAAGGAGGGAAGGAGCUAGCCAGGAUCAAGAUGAAUCGAAUGAACCGAACGAAUGAAAAAAAGGAAAUGAAAUGAGCAGAGCGGGAUCCAGGAAGGAAAGUGGCGGACCUCUCCUCACCGCCAUCUGCAGCUGAGUGCAGUUUGGGUGGAAGUACGGAGGUACGGAAGUACAUACGAGCACAGGAAUAUGCAUUGGCCCUGCAAGCUACAGGUUACUCGCAUGUUUACGAGUCUACAUGUCUCUGUGUCUAUACUCUACAUCGAUGGACUAUUGGCAUUUGGCAUUCGAGCCGGCCACACAUGGUACACACCCUUCUCUCCCUUCCUCUUCUUGCUUCCUGCAUCUUUGCUUUUGUGCUUCCACAGAUGCAGCUGCAUGCUGGUCAGGGUUGCAGGUUUAAGGCUCCUACUGUAUGGCUGCAGGCGCUGUAACCUCGGCCCUGCCACUGGAAAAGGACCCUGCCUUACAGCAGAGGAGUGCAUUCGUUGCUUUAUUUUAUCCUGCUGGUCAAGGUCAUCGUCGGUAGAAUGACGAUACCAUCCAAUGGCUGGCUAACUGACUGCAUAUGACCUGUUCGCUGCCCUCCUAUUUCCCAGAUUCAUUCAUUCCAUUCGGUAGCGUGGGGGUGCGGGUCGGCAGUGAUUCAUUCCAUCGCUCGACCCACUUCUUUCCUAAUCAAAACAACAGCGAGUCGAGUGAGUGCAGGUGCAAAGGCAGGGGCAGGGCAACAACAAUAAACAGCCUUUUUCAGACCAUGGCCAUAC